Molecule: messenger RNA, 2073 nt
Organism: Ustilaginoidea virens
Lineage: Eukaryota; Fungi; Ascomycota; Sordariomycetes; Hypocreales; Clavicipitaceae
Exons: 1
Coding region: 1-2073 (690 amino acids)
Cellular component (GO): extracellular region
Source: RefSeq, a predicted model, not a curated record
AUGAAGUUCCUCGUCUUUGCCACGGCCGCUCUGGCGUCGCCGUCGCUUGUCAGACGCGACGACGCCUCGAUCAGUGACGACAUCAGCGCCAUCGUGGCCAGGACCAAUGCUCUCAACACCGUCAUCAACAACUACCAGGGCGCAGCCCAGAACCCGGCCCUGUUUGACUCCGCCAGGGCCACCAUCCAGUCCAUCCAAAAGGCCGUCGUUGACGCCGGGAACUCGCCCGACCUGACCUUUAACCAAGGGCUCGCCCUCGUGGCGCCCAUUGGCACCCUGACAAAGGCGGUCGACGCGGCCUCCAAGGCGCUGAUCAGCAAGAAGCAGGCUGUCUUUGACGGCGGACGUGCGUGCGAAGCGUUGCCCUUGAUUCAGACCAUGCAGCAGACCGCCAAGGAUUUUGUAAAGGCCCUCACGCCAAAGCUUCCAAGCUCACUACAGUCUUUGGCCCCUCGGCUAUCGCAGCCUAUCAUCGACAGUUUGCAGAAGGCCAUCGACGCGUUUGCCGACGCCAAGUGUGCUGCGGCCUCGACGUCCCAGGCGGGGAGCGUCACCGCGACUUCCUCGGCUGCCACCACCGGUGCUGCUACCACCCAUCCCAGCGCUGCAGUGACGACGACGUCCCAGGCUGCCACGGAAACAGAUACUGACUGCGACGACGAGACAAGCUCUUCUACUGCUGCCCGUUCCACGGCUGUCGCAACUACAACCGCAUCGGUUACCUCUGCUGCCACCACCAGCGCUGCCACCACCCAGACCAGCGCUGCAGUGACGACGACGUCCCAGGCUGCCACGGAAACAGAAACCGACUGCGACGACGAGACGAGCUCUACUACUGCUGCCCGUUCCACGGCUGCCGCAACUACAACCGCAUCGGGUACCUCUGCUGCCACCACCAGCGCUGCCACCACCCAGACCAGCGCUGCAGUGACGACGACGUCCCAGGCUGCCACGGAAACAGAAACCGACUGCGACGACGAGACGAGCUCUUCUACUGCUGCCCGUUCCACGUCUGUUGCCACCUCCCCCGCUUCGGUCCCUCCUGCGUCUACCACCAGUGUUCCUGUCAUCCCGACUGCUUCUUCUGCCUCUUCUUCUGCUCCCGUCGUUUCCACGUCCCCUGCCACUUCUGCACCCGUCCUGUGCACUAGUUGCGCCACUUCUCCUGUUCCCGUCACUUCCACCGGGUCUGCGGCAUCUCCCACCGUCGCCACCGAAACGGACACGUUGGUGGUCACGCAAACGGUGCCGUGCACGACGGGGACCGCGACUGGCGGCGCCGGCACCCAGUCUGCUAGUGGUUCUGGUGUCCAGCCCUCCGCUGGUUCUGCGACUGCUCCUGCUCCCGUCGUUUCCACCGGGUCUGCGGCUUUGCCGACUGUCGCCACCGAAACGGAUACGCUGAUGGUUACCCAGACUGUGCCGUGCACCACUGGCUCAAACAGCCAUCCCACUGGCGGCAACGACAGCCAGCCUUCUCAACCCGCUGGAGGCAACGGCAGCCAACCCUCUCAGCCCGCUGGAGGCAACGGCAGCCAGCCCUCUCAACCUGCUGGAGGCAACGACAGCCAGCCCUCUCAGCCCGCUGGAGGCAACGGCAGCCAGCCCUCUCAGCCCGCUGGAGGCAACGACAGCCAGCCCUCUCGGCCCGCUGGAGGCAACGACAGCCAGCCCUCUCGGCCCGCUGGAGGCAACGACAGCCAGCCCUCUCAGCCCACUGGAAGCAACGGCAGCCAGCCCUCUCAGCCCGCUGGAGGCAACGGCAGCCAGCCCUCUCAGCCCGCUGGAGGCAACGGCAGCCAGCCCUCUCAGCCCGCUGGAGGCAACGGCAGCCAGCCCUCUCAGCCCGCUGGAGGCAACGGCAGCCAACCCACUGGUGGAUCUGGAUCUGGCCCCGUACCCUCCACCCUCGUGCCCGUACCCUCUGGAAAUGGCGGCAGCGGCGGCAGCGGUGCCACAAGCAGCUCCUCCGGCCCGACUCCCUCUCCCGUUUUGGCUGCUGCCUUCCGUGGCCAGGCUUCCGUCGGCGUAGCUGCUGUCGCUGCGGGUCUUGCGGGUCUUGUCAUUAUGUAA